Messenger RNA from Cryptomeria japonica (Japanese cedar), 1182 nucleotides. Its product is annotated as flavonol synthase 1. The record is from RefSeq and is a predicted model, not a curated record. Bases 57 to 1064 code for a protein of 335 amino acids. The transcript has 3 exons. Lineage: Eukaryota; Viridiplantae; Streptophyta; Pinopsida; Cupressales; Cupressaceae.
AAAUCAACAGCCAUCCUCUUUGAAAAAUCAAGCUUAUCGUUUUCAUUUGGAGCAAAAUGGCAGCAGUGCGAGUCCAAUCCAUCGCAGGGAGUGGGUUAACAUCAAUACCAUCUGAAUUUAUCAGGCCUGUACAUGAGAGGCCCACUAUCGAUAACACCAAUGCUCAGAUCCCACUCAUAGAUUUGGCCGAUUUAGAUGCUCCAGGUGAUCGUGGUGAGGAAAACCGGUCACAGAUAGGAAGUGCGGCUCGUGAAUGGGGAAUUUUCCAAGUGGUUAAUCAUGGGAUUUCUGAGGAGCUCAUCCAACGAUUGCAGAGCGUGGGUAAGGAGUUCUUUGAUCUUCCGCAAGAGGAGAAGGAGAGCUACGCUAACGAUUCCCUAGCAGGUGUUAUGGAGGGCUAUGGCACCCGGUUGGCCCGGAACCUGAAUGGCAAUAGGGAGUGGAUUGACUACUUUUUCCAUAUGCUCUGGCCUCCUUCCAUAAGAAAUCUUCAUGUCUGGCCUAAGCAUCCUUCAUCUUAUAUAGAGGUGAAUGAUGAAUAUGGAAGAGCACUUUUUCAAGUGUUGAAUAAAUUGCUUUCAGUCCUAUCAAUAUAUCUUGGACUAAAAGAAGGUGGAUUGAAAGAGGUACUUGGUGGUGAAGAUUUAGAGAUGGAGAUGAAAGUAAACUAUUAUCCACCAUGUCCUCAACCAGAGCUUGCUCUAGGAGUGGAAGCCCACACAGACAUGAGUGCCAUGACUCUUCUUGUGUCCAAUCAAGUUCCAGGACUCCAAGUGCACAAGGAUGGUCAUUGGGUUACUGUGGAUUAUGUUCCUAAUGCUAUCAUUGUCCAUAUUGGAGAUCAAUUGGAGAUAUUGAGCAAUGGAAAGUAUAAGAGUGUUUUACACAGAAGUAUGGUAAACAAGGACAAAGUGAGAAUGUCAUGGGCAGUAUUUUGCACUCCACCUAAUAAUAAAGUUAUUGGUCCAAUGAAAGAGCUGACUAAUGAGGAGAACCCUUCAUUAUUCAAUGCUAAGACAUAUGAAGAAUUCAAGUAUCGCAAGAUCAAUAAGUUAGAGCAAUAGAAUUAGCAAUCACCUCAUAAAGGUGCAACAAAUAUGUUGAUAAAUAUUUAUUACUUUGAUUAGUAUUGUAUUGGAUUUGAUAAAAUUCAACUUAAAUUUGUGUUGAACUUUUGUUAGG